This is a messenger RNA of Cuscuta campestris, 887 nucleotides long. Lineage: Eukaryota; Viridiplantae; Streptophyta; Magnoliopsida; Solanales; Convolvulaceae. The record is from the annotation of a GenBank genome assembly.
AUGAGGUCAACAAUUCACCUCUUUUUAAAUAAAGUAUUUAAAAAGGUCCAGCUGAAGAAAGAGGUCGCAGCCGAUACCUUUGUGCCAGAUGGGCACAAUGAUGUAUUAACUAGAGCUUUAGGGACUGCCGAGCACCCGGGGCGGACAAAGGGUGUUGGGUAAUAUUCGGGCUUAUGUAAAGUUUUCAAAGGCAACAUGAAGCCUCGUAAGUCCGAAGGUAACUAUAUGACUGAGGAGGAUCUUUUGCAGCGUCCUCCUUCCCUUCUGCAGCAGUAUGGACUAUGUGUGUCCAGGGGUGAUCCAGACUUAGCAUCCAUGUCGCAGCACACACCUUCUGUAGCACCUCAUUAUGGGCAGCGUAGUAGCAAGGCGUCCACAGAUUUUGUUGACUUCGCUGGUGUCACUGAGGUUGCUGCUUGUUACUUGAGGAUCUGUGAUCUAGCGGAUUACAUAGUGGCACAUGGAUCGGUCUUCCCAUGUGCACCGAGAGAUAUGGUGCAUGGUGUUCCCCUCCUUCCCCACCAAGUUAAGCCCCUGGUGCAGACGGCUCGACAUGGCGACUUCUCAUCAAGCAAAUCUCGUCCCGUUCUCGGCGUACAUCCCACUUCUCCUAGCUCUCCCGUACAGGAUGUUGUUGACCAGAGCUCAUACGUCGCAUUCGGGCCAAGGUGUAGAGAGUUGUGUCAGUGGCUGACACACACAUCUGCUUUUCCUACCAUCAACGUCAUUCUCGAUCCCGAGUCCAUGCUCUAUCUAGAGGAGACAAAGCUGAGGAUGCGUCCGGAGACUACGUGAGUUCAUGCGAUGGUAGGAGGUCGAUCAGACCAUCAUCAUUGUUUUCUUGAGGUAUGUCAAGCACUAUGUACGAAUAAAUUACUAUUAUAAUU